Sander lucioperca (pikeperch) is the source of this 2053-nucleotide messenger RNA. RefSeq names its product drebrin-like b (gene dbnlb). The record is from RefSeq and is a predicted model, not a curated record. Gene Ontology annotation, cellular component: dendrite; postsynaptic membrane; site of polarized growth. The coding region runs from base 163 to 1602 and encodes 479 amino acids. Gene Ontology annotation, biological process: positive regulation of dendritic spine morphogenesis; positive regulation of axon extension; neuron projection morphogenesis. NCBI's taxonomy places the organism in Eukaryota, Metazoa, Chordata, Actinopteri, Perciformes, Percidae. Gene Ontology annotation, molecular function: actin filament binding. The transcript has 15 exons.
UCCGGACUGUCACGGUAUAUCAUGUGCAAGACGCCGUGGCUGAGAAGUGAGAAGUAGCCAGUAGCUAAACUAGCCCAGCUAAAAGUCAGCAUCGUCGCCACUCCUCCCAAUAGGAAGGGCGCAUCCCGGAUAGCUAGCUGGCUAGCUGUACUCAGCGUAACGAUGGCAGUUAACCUCAGCAAAAAUGGCCCUGCAUUAACGGCUGCAUUUAAAGAAGUGGUAGAUGAAAAAUCCAAUACCAACUGGGCCUUGUUCACCUACGAGGGAAACAGUAAUGAUAUCCGCCUGGCAGAAAAGGGGGACGGAGGACUGGAGGAGUUGGUUGAGGAAUUGAACAGUGGAAAAGUGAUGUACGCUUUCUGCCGGGUGCAGGAUCCAAACUCUGGCCUGCCAAAAUAUGUCCUCAUCAACUGGACUGGAGAGGGAGUGAAGGACGCCAGGAAAGGAAUAUGUGCAAAUCACGUCAGCUCCAUGGCCAAUUUUCUUAAGGGUGCCCAUGUCACAAUAAACGCCAGAGGAGACGAGGACGUGGAGCCCGAGGCGAUCAUGCAGAAGGUGGCCAAAGCAUCGGGGGCGAACUACAGCUUCCACAAAGAAGCUCCCAGCCGCUUCCAGGACAGCGGUCCUCAGGGUCCCGUGGGCUCAGUCUACCAGAAGACCAACGCGAUGUCCGAAAUCAAAAAGACCAACAAAGACAACUUCUGGGCUCAGGCAGAGAAAGAAGAGGAGAAACGUCGGCAGGAGGAGCGGCACAAGGCAGACGAGGAGCGACAGAAGAUGGAGAAAGAGAGGAAAGACAGAGAGGCCAAGGAGGCAAUGCAGAGGGACAAAAGGGACAAGGAGAGGGCCACCCAAAUCGACCAACAAAAGAAGUACCAGCAGCAGCAGGACACUGAGAGUAAAGACCAGGAGAAACCACGCGUGGAGCAGCAGGAGGAGAACCAGGCAGCCGAGAAGAAAGCAGUCAAGAGAGGUGAAUCUGUGGAAAAGGUCAACGAGGCAGCUUCUCUCAUCUCUCAGCGUGCUGUGAACCCCAGAGAGAUGUUCAAGCAGAGAGAGAGGGGAAUAACUCCCAGUGACUCAGACGUCCCCUCUGCGGCCCCUGCCAGCCCCCAGCCAGGCCGUCUGCAAAGCCCCUUUCUGUCUAAGCCAGUGUACGAAAGUGAGCGAGCCAGCUCCCCUCAGCGCCAAGCUUCUCCUGUGCCAGCAGGCUCUGCCUCUCCUGUCCGUGCCACAGAGCCUGAUGUGGAUGAUGGACAAUCCCGCUGUGAGUAUGAUGAGCAGGAGGUGACCCCCCAGGAGCAGUUUGAAGAGGAGGCACCGGCUGCCAACUCCUACGUCCAGGAGACGGCUUAUGAAAAGCCCGCUCAGCCCCCCGUGGAGGAGAACAACUUGUACGAGGUGACACCUGACGAGACACCAGACAGAGGCACCUGUGCCAGAGCCUUGUAUGACUACCAGGCUGCUGAUGACACGGAGAUCUCGUUCGAUCCCGACGAUAUGAUCACCGGGAUCGAGAUGAUAGACGAGGGCUGGUGGCGGGGCUUCAGCCCAGACGGCCAUUUUGGAAUGUUCCCAGCCAAUUACGUCGAGCUUAUCUAGCCCAUCUACACCUUCCCCCCCCCCCCUUUCCCAAAAUUAAUCCUCGCACAUAAGUGAGCCGAUCGGGCUGAAACGGAGCGAACGAUCCUCCACAGCAUGGACCAAUCAACGGAUGGUAAUUGUGGGCCAGACGCUUUCAAAAUCUCUCCUCUAUUCAAAAAGGCAGUUCUAUUAAAUUGUUGUUGUGAGCAACUGAUGGUAUAAUUUAGGGAUUUGUGAAGACCCGUAGUCGGACCAAUACUCCCUCCCACUCCCCCCAAAUAUCCAUCUCUUUUCCUAUAAAUGUGAUGCAGUACAAUAUUGGCCUUUUGUUAAGUCUUAAAUUCAGUUUUGUUGUGAGUAUUAAAUAGCACUUCUGGUCCACAUUCCUUACAAAGUGACUUCACUUCUAUUUCAGGUAUGAUUUUGUUGUCACUUGUAGCAAACGCUCCUGUACAUUUCAGGAGAGAGA